Molecule: messenger RNA, 1603 nt
Organism: Cucurbitaria berberidis CBS 394.84
Lineage: Eukaryota; Fungi; Ascomycota; Dothideomycetes; Pleosporales; Cucurbitariaceae
Product: kinase-like protein
Exons: 5
Coding region: 154-1308 (384 amino acids)
Biological process (GO): spliceosomal complex assembly; regulation of mRNA processing; protein phosphorylation
Molecular function (GO): protein kinase activity; ATP binding
Source: RefSeq, a predicted model, not a curated record
CACUUUCGCCCUUACUUACCUAUAGACCGGAAGUCUUUGAUUUCCAUGUUUUCUCAUCCUCGUAUAUUCUUGCGGGUGCGAACGCCAGUCUUGAACAGAUCUCGCCUUAUUUCAUUCUCCUUGUGUCGCGCAGGCCGCGUUACAUCGCGCUCCAUGUCAUCCUCGGCCACUCCGUUUGAAGAAGAGAGGGAAGUGGGCUUCAAAAAGUUCUACCCGAUGACCUUGGGCGAAGUUAUCAAUGAAAGGUAUAAGGUCGUGGCAAAACUUGGCUUCGGAGCAGCAAGCACGAUAUGGUGCUGUCGUAACCUAGCCACAAAUAAAUAUGCCGCACUGAAAAUUUACGCCCACGAUUUGGUUGCAGAAGAUGAGAUUGACAACGAAACUGCCAUCUACAAACAUAUCAGCACCGCGGGGAGCCCCGACCAUCCUGGCAAGAUGUAUGUUCGCACCAUUCAGGAUUCAUUCUUCGUCACGAGCAGAGCAGGGAAUUCCCAUCGAUGUUUAGUUCACGAGGUCCUUUCCAACAACAUAUUGAGCCUCCGGUAUACUCGCCCAGAUCGUAAACUGCCCGAGACAAUGCUCAAGCAAAUUUUGAUCCAUUUGCUGCUCGCACUGGAUUUCUUGCAUAGCGAGUGCCAUAUCAUCCACACAGAUAUAAAAGAAGAGAAUAUUUUGCUGGGUUUGGUCGAUCCAUCGAUCGUGGAACAGCUGGACACAAAAGAAAUUGCGGCAUCGAGCCUCUACAAAAGUGUCAAUGGGUACAAUCUCUACAAAAGCGCAAACUUCGGUAUUCCAAUAAGGUUUGGCCGCCCGAUCCUGUGUGACUUCUCGCUCGCCCGGAAUGGACGGGUCAAGCACUGCCACGAUAUCCAGCCGGACCCCUACCGGGCUCCCGAAGUGAUUCUAGAGAUGCCCUGGGGCUAUGCCGUUGAUAUAUGGAAUGUCGGAGUUAUGGUCUGGGACAUGUUUGAGAACAGACGCAUGUUCGAUGGGCUUGACCCUGAGACUGGCAACUAUGGGAACCGCUUCCACCUUGCUAGUAUAGUUGGUCUUUUGGGUCCUCCUCCCCUCGAGUUUCUCCAGCGAAGCGAGUGCAGCUCCGUUUACUUCGAUGACAGAGGCAACUGGAAGUGUCUGAAUUCUGUCCUAUCAGUGUCUUGGGAAGAUUCCGAGAGCAAUCUUGAAGUUUCCAAUAAGAAAGGCUUCCUCGACUUUGUUCGCAAAAUGGUCAAGUGGACGCCAGAAUCGAGAGCGUCACCCUCUGAGCUAUUAGAAGACCCUUGGCUUCUUGGAGAUGUGGAGGAUUAGCUGAACUCGGGCACGAUAAUUAGCAGCUUGAGCUGUAGCUGAACAACCCUGAGCUCGCCAUGAGACAACAUGAGCCAGCGUGAUUGCGCUUGAUUUGCUCCCGAGCAACAUGACGAGGGGUUGAAAUUGGGCCCCAAUCAGCUCGUGGGGAUGUGAGGUGUCCAAGGACUAACUGGUACCGGUUUCGGGUAACAAGAUCCAUGGCUUAGCUCUUUGCCCCUUGUGCCGGCAUAUUUUCUUUCAUCUACAGUCCUUAAGACUACUCGAAUAGUCAAAUACACAUAUGCAGCUGGUA